Phlebotomus argentipes is the source of this 1545-nucleotide messenger RNA. Its product is annotated as isovaleryl-CoA dehydrogenase, mitochondrial-like. Gene Ontology annotation, biological process: L-leucine catabolic process. The coding region runs from base 135 to 1391 and encodes 418 amino acids. Gene Ontology annotation, cellular component: mitochondrion. Lineage: Eukaryota; Metazoa; Arthropoda; Insecta; Diptera; Psychodidae. The transcript has 3 exons. The record is from RefSeq and is a predicted model, not a curated record. Gene Ontology annotation, molecular function: flavin adenine dinucleotide binding; 3-methylbutanoyl-CoA dehydrogenase activity.
CCCCAACGGGAGUUUUCGCAUAUGUUGACUUGUUUGAAUAAUCCUCUGAUAAAGGCGGGAGUUACGUAAAUACCGUGACGUAAGCAACCGCCACACUUGACAGUGAAAGUGUUCUUCCAAAGUGCGCAAAAAUUAUGGCUCUCAGACAUAUCCUGCGAUCUGCUGUGCAGAACCGCAUCCUCAGGACGAAUUGGCAGUCGCUGAGAUGCAUGUCACACUAUCCCAUUGAUGAGAAUCUGUUCGGACUGAACAGUGAACAGCAACAACUCAGGCAAACUGUUUUCAACUUCCUGCAGAAGGAAUUGGCUCCCUACGCUCAGGAGAUCGACAGGGAGAACAACUUCAAGGACUUGAGGAAUUUCUGGAAGAAAUGCGGUGAUCUUGGGCUUUUGGGAAUAUCCGCUCCCGUUGAGUAUGGAGGAAGUGGAGGAUCUUAUCUAGACCAGUGUAUUGUCUACGAGGAGAUUUCUAGAGUCAGCGGAGCGCUGGGCUUGUCUUAUGGGGCUCACGUGAGUCUUUGCCUCAACCAGUUGAAGAGACUCGGUUCUGAAGAGCAGAAGGAGAAAUACCUUCCCAAGCUGUGCAGUGGAGAGCACAUGGGCGCCCUGGCGAUGAGUGAGCCCAAUUCUGGAAGCGAUGUUGUCUCCAUGAAGACUCGGGCUGAGAAGAAAGGCGAUUACUACAUCCUCAACGGUAGCAAGUUCUGGAUCACCAACGGUCCUGACGCUGAUACCUUAAUAGUUUACGCCAAGACUAACUUCAGUGGUCCUGCGAAGCACGGCAUCACUGCAUUUAUCGUGGAGAAGGACUAUCCUGGCUUCAAGACGGGUCAGAAGUUGGACAAGUUGGGAAUUCGCGGCAGCAACACAGGAGAACUGAUCUUCGAGGACUGCAAAGUCCCAGCCAAGAAUAUCCUGGGAGAAGAAGGAAAGGGUGUCUAUGUCCUCAUGUCGGGCCUUGACUACGAACGUCUCUUGUUGGCUUCUGGUCCAGUUGGACUCAUGCAGGCCGCCUGUGAUGUUGCCUUCGACUACGCUCAUCAGCGCAAGGCUUUUGGCCAAAGGAUCGGCGAAUUCCAACUCAUCCAGGCGAAGAUGGCCGAUAUGUACACUCUCCUCGUGGCCUCCAGAUGCUAUCUCUACAGCGUCGCUCGCGCUGUGGACGCAGGAACUGCCAAUGCCAAGGACUGCGCCGGCGUGAUUCUCUAUACGGCUGAAAAUGCGACCAAACUGGGGCUGGAUUGCAUCCAAAUCCUGGGCGGCAAUGGAUACAUCAACGAAUAUCCAGCUGGGAGAAUCAUGAGAGAUGCCAAGUUGUACGAGAUUGGCGCAGGAACGUCAGAAGUUCGUCGCCUGGUCAUUGGAAGAACUCUCAACAAUGAGUACAAGUGAAGAUAUUACAACUGAUCCCGAAAACCGUCUGCAUUUAACUUGCAUUUAAAUUGUGAUUAAAUUUAUAUGGAAAAAAACUGAGGUUGCAGGAUACCAAAUGAGGCCAAAAAUUAAAUAAAGUUUGUUAUUUUGGUUAUUUUGUUGAAAAAAGAUC